CGUCUCCGAGUCACACUUGACGGCUGAAUAGUAUAAUGAAGUGACUAAAGCCCUUUCAUGAUGCAAGGCAUAUUUGAGCACAAGAUGCAGAAGCAACAUAUGGAGGAUGGAAGAAGACCCGGAGUCCAGAGCAGUGACCACAGUGAACAGGAGCAGCAAAAGUCCCACAUUAGAGGAUUUGGGCCUCUCACAUUCUGCUCUGGCUUAUGACCACAAGUUUGUGUGCUCUCCUCCAGGACUGCUAAUGUUUGGGGAAAUAGGUUGUGGAUUGCUUGUGUGGACUCUUCUAGGUGGAACUGAGUAUUUGCGGGUGCCAGCACUGGGCUGGGUGAUGUUUGUGUCAGUGGUUUGCUGGGUGCUGACUGUCUGCCUUCUUCUACUGUACCUGACCACUGCUCACACAAAGAUCCCCCAAAUCCCAUGGUCAACUCUGGGACUGUGCUUCAACAGCAGUGCCACUGUUCUAUACUUGACAGCUGCAGUGAUUAAUGCUACAUCUGUGCCACAAGCCAUUAGGGGGCGCUAUUACUACAUCAGCUGGAUUACUUCCACGGUAUUUGCCUUCUUAGUUGUGCUUUGUUACGCAGCAAAUUCAUAUGUGAGCUACAAAUCCUGGAGAUCAAAAAGUGAGGAUGCCUAAGCAAAAUGACUGGAAUCUGAUUUACAAAAUUAUCUUUAACCAGAUUGCUUUCUAUGGGCUUUUUCUAUUCUUAUGCACUUACCCAGCAAUUUUAAAUGGUUUGCUUGACUUGAAGAAUGUUACAGUAUUUUUUUACCUCUUCUUGUAAUGUCUUUAAAAUAAGAUGCUUCUGUGUUAUGUACAUUUGAAUUGUUUUUCACUGUGUAUAUUUUCUUGACUACUUUAAUAGUGCACUAUUUGUGUACCAAAGUAGGAGGUAUUUGCCUAUAUUUAAAUUAGAAUGUGGGAAAACUAAAUUCCUUAAUAAAAAUAAAUUUCAUGUAUAUGUGUUGAAUAGGUACUAUGUAUUUCUGUAAAUUUCUGUUUCUAAUAAUACUGCACAUGUAAUAGUGCAUUGUAUUCAAUACAGCAGUUAGUCCAUACAACUAAUGCAUAUAAAAGUAUAAAAGAGUAUUGAGUCUGGUCUCAAAAUUCUGCUUAUUUCUGCUGUCAGCUUUGCUAUAAGACAUUUUAAAUAGUUAUUUUUAACUUUUUCCUAACCAUAUGCACAUGCCCUUAUUUCUUUAUUUUGUUUCUUGAUUAGUGAAUCAAGUACUCAAAGUGUUCCAUC
Hemibagrus wyckioides is the source of this 1250-nucleotide messenger RNA. RefSeq names its product CKLF-like MARVEL transmembrane domain containing 8b (gene cmtm8b). Lineage: Eukaryota; Metazoa; Chordata; Actinopteri; Siluriformes; Bagridae. The record is from RefSeq and is a predicted model, not a curated record. Gene Ontology annotation, cellular component: membrane. Gene Ontology annotation, molecular function: structural constituent of myelin sheath. Gene Ontology annotation, biological process: myelination. The coding region runs from base 107 to 640 and encodes 177 amino acids. The transcript is spliced from 6 exons.